Molecule: messenger RNA, 693 nt
Organism: Fulmarus glacialis (Northern fulmar)
Lineage: Eukaryota; Metazoa; Chordata; Aves; Procellariiformes; Procellariidae
Gene: GMNN
Product: geminin, DNA replication inhibitor
Exons: 6
Coding region: 1-693 (230 amino acids)
Biological process (GO): negative regulation of DNA replication; negative regulation of cell cycle
Cellular component (GO): nucleus
Source: RefSeq, a predicted model, not a curated record
AUGAAUUCCAAAAUGAAACAGAAACUGAAUGCAGAAAAAUCAUCAGGAUCUUUGCAGAAGUACCUCACAGACACCACAUGCAGUGCUGCCCCAAGACGGACUCUUAAAAUGAUUCAGCCUUCAGCAACAGGUUGCCUGGUUGGCAGACGUAAUGAGAAGAAAUCUUCAGUCAAAAGGAAACUCUGGAAUAACAAGUUCACCUCAAAGGCUUGUAAAGCUGAGGUGUCUGUGGAUAAGGAGCAGGAAAAUGAGAAUAUGAAUGAUGUCAUUCAAGCUGUAGAUCUCAUGACAAAAGGAAGUCCUUCAUCUCAGUAUUGGAAAGAAGUGGCUGAAGAAAGGAGGAAGGCUCUUUAUGAAGUGCUUCAAGAAAAUGAAAAGUUGCACAAAGAAAUUGAACAGAAAGAUGGUGAAAUUGCCUGCCUAAAAGAAGAAAACGAAGAGCUAAUGUCCCUUGCUGAACAUGUGCAUUAUAUGACCAGCAUAAUUGAGAGGCUAACUGGGCAAGCACCUGACAAUUUUGAGACACUGAAGAGCCUGGCUCUAGAGGAAUCCAAAGAAGAAAAUGAAGAGCUUAACUGUGGAGAUGAUGCAGACAGCGCUUCUGAAGAAGGGCCAUCACAAGUAUCGUGUGGCUUAAGGGAGAGUGUAUCAGAUCUUGCUUCAAAGGAAGCAAAUAAUUUGCAACUAGAAUGA